UUACAGAAUACUCCCAAAGGAAUAUUCUCUGCUAAGGGAGGUUGAAGGUUUGAAGCGACUCGUGCAAUGUGCAGUGAUGCUGGCAGCACAUACUAAAGUUUCCAGAAGGCCCUGGCCUGGGACCACCAAACCAGAUCUGUAUGUCAAGUCACAGUAAUCCUGCAGAAGCAGCUGUACCUUUACAGUUCUCUUCAGUUUUCCAAGAGCAGCAGGAAAUGACUGAAUCACAGCCUUCCCAGCUGUCUUUUGGUGACUGCGUCGAGCAGAAUGCCGCUCGCAAGUUGCCAAUGCCAAGACUGACCAUGAUGGAGAUAGCAAACAUCAUCAUUAUGCCAGUGUACAGGAAUAAAAAUUUAAAUACUCCUGCCACUGCAUCUUGGUUUUAGAGUUACCAAGGAAGACACAAUGGAGUCAAGCAUUGGAUGGAACAGUGCUUUUAUACACUUAAGAGCACGUCCCCUGGGGAAAAGGCUGUUUGUACUGUGGAAGCUCCAAGCUAGCUUAAAGACAGUAGAGUCUUACAAGGAACCAUCAGACAGCCUCCCGUGGAGCUGGAUGGUAAAGGAUGCAAAUGGAGCAAGUUAAAAUGCCACAAACCUCACAAACCUCAAACCAGCAGUGCUUAUUGAAUGAAUGCUCCCUGGAUUUAUGCAAGACUUUGGGAUUAGUAUCAUUCAAGGAUGUGUCGGUCAGUUUCACCCAGGUGGAGUGGCAGUGGCUGGACUCAGCUCAGAAGAUCCUGUACAGGGAUGUGAUGCUGGAGAACUACAGCAAACUGGUUUCAGUGGGGUGUCUUACAAUCAAACCAGAUGUGAUCUCCCAGUUGGAGCAAGGAGAAGAACCAUGGAUAAUAGAGGUGAUGUUCUCAAGCCAGAGUCUUCCAGUGCUCAAUAUUCUCUCGAGAAUACACCUAAACUUGUUUUUGAUUCAUCCAGGUUCCCAGAGGCAGCAGGCCUGAUGCCACCUCGCACACACUCUGGCAGGUGACUUUGCCCUGAGUCCUCCCAUCCUAGCACUUCUCACGGUGUGCCCUGGUGGGCAGCUCGCUGGAGAAAGCAAGGGCUCUGGGUUAAGCAAGAGAGCUCGGGGUUAUAGUACUGAAGAACAAAGCGGUGUUCAGACUCUCUUAGUCUUGCUCUUCUCUCUACAAACUGGAUAUGCUGCUUAACUAAGGACCGCAGAGGAGAAUUGGACCCCUAGAGCUGCUGGACCUGCCCCCUGUGGCCUGAGUCAUGGUGCAUGUCCAGGUGUCUGACCCUGACUGUGUAUGAGUGUGCACAGCUCUUGUGAGUACCUGCCUGCCCUCACCUACCUGAGGACUUAGGACCUGAGGCCAGUGCAGCUGCGUGACCUGCCUCCCACAGUGAAUGACAGGGCUUAUUAGGGAGGCCAGAUCCACACCUCAUUCCCCAGCAGGUGCAACUGAGAGGAGAGAAGGCCGAGGCCACUGAAAGAUGAAUUGUGCAGCUAGGAGCAUUUGGCUGGCUUCUGCUGCAUCCAGGCAAUGGUUCUUACUGGCUCCUGGUCAUCCUUUGUGCCAUAGAGAAGGAUUUGGUAAGCCACAAUUCUGGGCAGGACCCGAGUCUCCAAGAUCAACAGCAUAGGCAACACAUCCAUAAAGGCAGGGACUCCUGGAAACCCGAAAUCCUGUAGACUGGUGGCUCUCAAUGCUGGUCCCAGAACCAGCAGCAUCAGCUUCACCUGGGAACUUCUUAAAAUGCAAAUCCUCAGGCCCUACCCAAGCACUUCUGAAUCAGAACUCCAAUGGGACUGUCAAUCUAUGUUUGUUUGUUUUUUUUAAUUUUUUUAACGUUUAUUUAUU
Messenger RNA from Prionailurus viverrinus (fishing cat), 1822 nucleotides. Its product is annotated as zinc finger protein 12-like. The transcript has 9 exons. The record is from RefSeq and is a predicted model, not a curated record. Gene Ontology annotation, biological process: regulation of DNA-templated transcription. The coding region runs from base 566 to 958 and encodes 130 amino acids. NCBI's taxonomy places the organism in Eukaryota, Metazoa, Chordata, Mammalia, Carnivora, Felidae.